AUGCAGUGCAACCGUCAUCUUCAACCUCCAGAGAUGCUCAACUCUCCCCCCUCCCCUUUCCCACUUGACCCUCCUGAUCCUCCAUCACCACUCUCCCCCCAUCUUUUCCCUCCUCUAGCUUCUACCCCUCCACUAUCCCGCUCUGAAAUCCGUCGAUCCCAUCUUACUGCUCCUCUUCUAGUUGAUACUACCAUGACACAAGCUAUGGAAUCUCCUCCUACGGCCGUUGCUCACGGAAAUCCUACUCAGUUUGGAUCUGAACAAGUUGUCUAUACUCUUCCAACACCAUUUUCGAACUUGCCUAGUACUAACCCACAAAUUUCCCCUCCACUUGUCCCCUGUGCCUUUAAAAACCCCAUUUCCUCCACUGAAAAUUCUUCCUCCCCCAGGCCAAUUCCCAGCCCGACAGAACAACCUCAGCCCCAUCGCCUGAACCCUCUACUACCAACCCCUGAAUCUACUCAUGUCCCUUCCCUUGCAGAAAAGCUUAGUGUAAAAGGGGACCGAUCGCUUACCAGACUAGCGCCUGUUACUCUUUCAAGUAAUGGUCGGCCUCGUGUUCUUAUUCCAGACUCUGUUUUCCAAACUGGUGCUAAGAUGCAUAAAGACUUCAUAGUGUGCUAUUUCAACGGUAGACCUCCACCUUUUAGCCACAUUCAAAGUGUUCUGUGUCACAUGUGGGGAAAAGGAAGGAGACUCGAUGUUUCAUACCGCGCAAUGAUCUUCAUCUCACUCUGCUGCCACCCCUCCACUAAGCUCCAUCAAGAUCUGUGCUCACCUCACUGGAGUCCCAUUAGACCUGUGGAAGUGGAUCUCACCAAACCAUUGCCAAGUGUGGUUGAAUUUGAAAGACAGAGUGGUGAAGUUGUAGAAGUAAAGGUGGAUUACACGUGGUUGCCUCCCACCUGCUCACAUUGUCAUGAGAUAGGAUAUGUUCUAAGGAAUUGCUUACAUUAUAGCCCUCCAAAGGAUCUUCCUCCGAUCGAUACAAGGACAGUUGCAAAAUUAAAGAAAAAAGGAUCAGAGACUGGCAAGAAAACGUCUGCAAGUACUUCAACAGCAAAGACUAAACAAUAUGUGGUUAAGAAAACGGCUACUCCUUCAACGAAAGACACUGUUCCACUCUCUACUCCACAAAAACCAAUCUCUGGCUCCAUUUCUCUUCCUUCUAGCCCUUUGGCUCUUAAACCCCCUUUAGUUUUAACCGCUUCUAUUCCAUCAUCUAUUAUUCCAUCUACUGAAAGUCCUCCUGACAAACCUACAAAGCCCUCUCUAAAAUGCUCUCGUUCUUCUGCUACUUUCUCCUCUCCUUUGCCACCAAAAAUCACUUUUCAAAGUUCUCAUCCUCCCCCUGCCCCUGGAGACCCUUCUUUAUCUUCCUGA
This is a messenger RNA of Raphanus sativus (radish), 1383 nucleotides long. RefSeq lists its product as uncharacterized. Lineage: Eukaryota; Viridiplantae; Streptophyta; Magnoliopsida; Brassicales; Brassicaceae. The record is from RefSeq and is a predicted model, not a curated record. The transcript is spliced from 5 exons. The coding region runs from base 1 to 1383 and encodes 460 amino acids.